GCCUGUCGUCCGUGUGGUUGCUUCUGAGUGGAGCUCCCCACCUCAAGUUUGUACUGUCGGUGCCACUCGCAAGGCGCUGGAGGAAGGCAGCGAGCUCCCAGGCAACCUUGUCCUGUGUGACACUCCCGAAGCUGCCUCCAACCUCCAGGACUUGUGGGCCGCUUACCAGUGUGUGGCUCCCCUCACUGUUGCGCUGGUCGUGAAACAGGAAAGCAUUGUCUCCAGUAAAAGCAAACAACUUGAGAGCACUGUUUUCAGUAAAGGCACGCAGUGUGCGUCUCUUGUGUCUGUUGGCAGACAAGGUAACCUCAGGAACGAAGUUGUCAGAGUUGUUUGCUCCCAGCUCAGCGAGCAGGAUGGACCUGUUCCUAGACGGGCAAUCACUACAAAGAUCCCUGUGUCGUCGGUGAUCUCUAAAGUUACGGUGCGGCUCCUUGCGCCGCAGUGUUUCCGACAAUUCGUUGCUGGCGUUGAGAGUGAGGAUGAUCCGCGGGUCAUAAUCAGUGAAUGGGCAAAGCUCCUCGGGUGUCCCUUGGCGGACCUGACAGGGGGUACGUGGGAACGGAUCAGUGACAAAUCUGGCAGCGUGGUGGUAGGGCAUCUCCGAGUAUCCACCUCUCUUGCUCAAAAGAUUGUCAACCUGAGCGGCUCGCGCGCUCUUUUCGCGACUAGGACUACCUUCGAAGGGUCGCUGCUGAAGCUCAGACGCGUCGUAGAUAUCUCGGCUUUCUUGCUCAGUCAAGGCUGGCGCCAGGUACAAGUGAUCACUAGACGUAAAAGUUGGACAAAGGGCAACCCCCCUGAAUGGAUCUUUCAAGGUCUCAAACCGGAUGGGAGCCCUACUGAUCAAACUACCUGGUUCUAUGCUGACGAGAGCACGCAGCUCUCGGUGGGACCGGUGCCUCCUCGCAAGCGCGCCCCUGCUGAAGCUACCAGUAUCCCAGGCCCUCGGAAACGCUGGGUUGACCAGGAUGGCAAGGGGACAGUGAGGACCGGUGACGUUGACGCUGGGGUCAGCCAACGAGAACAGCAGAAGCUCAAACGUGAUGUAGCUCCGGGUGAGGGGCCCAUGGACUGGGAUGGCGAUGAUGAAAAUCCUAUCUUUCAUCCCUCCCUUUUUCUUGCUGCCGAUACUCAGAUUGAUGAGGAUGUUGAUCUCAUGGAUGAUGAUGAACUUGCGACGCGAGCUGACAAGAGGCUCCUUGACGAACUUCCUGCUGAAUGGGGCUUCCGGGAAGUCGGAGGUAGCGGCGACUGCGCCUUCCGGGCAGUCGCUUGGUCUUUGUCGCGAGCCCAGGGCAAGAAGCUCGAGGACCCUGAGGCCUUGCAGCGCGAGGCCGCGCGCCUUCGUUUGUUGACUGUAGGCCACAUCAGCAAGCAUGCUGCUCGCUUCAGUGAAUCCUGGGCGGCUGAUCCGGAGGAAACCAAGUCGGAUCGGGCAGGUCAGACUGCCUCCAUCAGUACUUUCGCGGAAUACAAGGAAGCGGCGGCCGGCAGGCACUUCUAUGCAGACGGAAUCAUGCUGCAGGCCUUGAGUGAACGCAUCGCCUGUCCCCUAGUCAUCUGGGCCUGGAACCCAGAGCUUGAUGUGUGGAACAGAAGUGUU
This is a messenger RNA of Symbiodinium sp. CCMP2456, 1606 nucleotides long. The record is from the annotation of a GenBank genome assembly. NCBI's taxonomy places the organism in Eukaryota, Dinophyceae, Suessiales, Symbiodiniaceae.